This is a messenger RNA of Colletotrichum orchidophilum, 3885 nucleotides long. Its product is annotated as GATA transcription factor. Gene Ontology annotation, molecular function: zinc ion binding. Gene Ontology annotation, biological process: rDNA heterochromatin formation; regulation of transcription by RNA polymerase II; silent mating-type cassette heterochromatin formation. NCBI's taxonomy places the organism in Eukaryota, Fungi, Ascomycota, Sordariomycetes, Glomerellales, Glomerellaceae. Bases 1 to 3885 code for a protein of 1294 amino acids. The record is from RefSeq and is a predicted model, not a curated record. The transcript is spliced from 2 exons.
AUGGCGUCGCCUAUGCCUGCAGCGCCCAUGGGUAAUUGGGGAGGUAACGGCCAAGCGAGGCCACCACCGCCGCCUGCUGGCUCAGCAGAGACCGAAGAGAAUGGGGUUCAGGUCAAGACGAUGGGCCUCAAAGUCACAUACGCGUUCGCCGACAGCGGCGAGAGCUUCCUGGCGCGACACCCCGACUUACUCACCGUCCAAACUGUACCAAUCGACGAGAAAACCACUGUCGGUAUGGUUGACUUGAAAUUGUGUGCCCAGGCCGUUGUUAAGUGCAGCCCUGAGCUGCUCAGCGACGCCACCCGCGACUUUGCCGUCUACGCAUACGACUACUCGGAACCCGACGAGCCAUUAGUCGGACAGGGUUUCCUAGGAUGGAUUAUCAACAACACAGAUGGCAAAAGGAUCAUCGGUCGCACCACCAGAAAUCCCCUCUCGGUCUUUAGCGGUGGCGUGAAGGAGAUCUUGGAGAUCAAGCUGAAGUUGAAGCCUGUAGCCGCCAUGAUGCAACCGAAAUAUGAAGCCGAACCCAGACCAGACCAUCGACACUCAUAUCAGCGCUCUGAAAGCCACACGAGCAUCGAACUACAACCCACGAGGCCCAACGAUGGUGCACUCACGCCGACGAGCCACGCCGAGUGGAACGCCUUGAUGCAGUCGAAUCCGCAGAUGGGCAACCAGCACCAACCCCAACGGGUUGCAUCUCCUCACCACCCACCCCAGAACCAUAACGAUUUUCAUCAACAACAACAACCACCACCACAGCAACAACAUUUACAGCGAAGCAACUCUUUUGCUUACAAUGGGCUCCCGCCGCAGCAACAACACAAAGCGCAACUUCAACAAAUCCUCCCUCAACCGCCCACGCAAAAUUCUGAAGGGCCUAAUCGGGUGGCCCCUACCCCUGUUGACACAGCAACCGAGACCCAAGUGAACCCACCCUCGAGACCAUCAUCCAGGGCCUCGAACACAUCAAAGAGAGCAUCGAGAGCUACUGGACGACCUCGUGGUCGCCCUCGGAAGCAACCGAGGGCUGAGAGCCAAGGGAACACUUCGGGUUAUGAGGAUGGAACCGAUGGCGACGAUGGCCCCGCUAAGAAGAAGAGGGCCACCAUGACCCAGGUUACAGGCAAUAUCAAUGCCCCGUUUGGUGGCGGCCCUGGGCCUCUCCGCGUCACAGCAAGCACGGCUGGCUCCUUGCGAACCUUGCGACCGGCCGGAGUUCCUCAAGACGCUUCUAUGGGAUCUCACAUGCAAGAUGUGCCUAGAGCCCCAACACCAGUGCCAGAAAGAGGCCCCUCGGUGCCGCAGGCUGGCAAAGCCACGAAGGGGAGCAAGCUGCGCCGGCAGUCGACCUUGAGCCAAGCCGCGACACCUCCCAGUCAACCUCAGUUUUCCGAGCCACCCUUUGCCCUAUCUCCAAGUCAGCAAGAUGGUCGCUCUCCAGACUCGGAGGCCGUGUCUCCCAACUUCUCCGAGGACAGCCCUGCAGCCAUUGGAUCUUCACCGCCUGUUCCUCGUACCACGAGCUUUGUGCGGUCGAGUCCGCCGGCGUCCAGCCCUAUACUCCCUCCCAUGCGAAUGCCAAUGCCCCAGCCUGACUCUGGCUUCAUGAGCGGUGGCGUUGACGACCUUUUCGAUGGCGAUGUUCUGAAGCCACUUCCGAAACCCGUUACUACCGCACCGGCACCGGCACCAGCACGGAGAACGAACCGCAAUAUAACAAAGGAACGGAUGAAUCGAUCGGGUAUCCCUAUCCAAGUCUUUCAGCUGGUGGCACAGCCUUCUAGCGAAGCGGAUAAUGCUUCGAAGGUACCGCAGCAACUUGUUGCCCAUCCGCCUACUUCGGCGCCGUCGACAGAGUCAUCACUGCCUGCUUUACAGCAUAGCGUUAGUGACCCAAACAUGACAGUGACUCCUCAGCAGCCUGCGGGAAAAGAGCCUUCGCCACAACAAGAGGAGCCGGUUGUGGUGAUUAAGCCUGACGUCGAUAUGGACAGUCAAAGCGCUCCCAUUGCUGACGCCCCCCGGUCUGAAGACAGCCUCGACGUGAGACUCGAGCAUCUCGUACAAGCUGUGCAGGGUGAUGCACCUGAUUUAGCGUUGCCAGAGCCUCCGACGGUGGCUCCUAUUGCGGCUGAGGUUUUUGCACUUCCUUCCGCACCGCCUUCUCUUUCUCGGUCUACUUCUUCAGGCUUCUCGCUGGCACUACCCACGGUCCCGGCUAGCGACCCGGUUGGUCCUAUCGCAUUGCCAGCUCUCCCUCUGCCAGACGCCACCUCCUUCUCCGAAGCACCUUGUCCGCCAAGCGAUGCAUUCCAACCCCCAAGGUCGCCGCCGCAAGCUUCCAAGUCGAACAAGAAUUAUGUCAAGAAGCAGGCCAUCAGAGAAAAGCUAUUGCAGGCCAUCGAAAGCGGGCAAACUCCGAUGUACUGUAACAACUGCGGUGCUAUCGAGACUCCUACAUGGCGCAAGAUAUGGUCUCAAGAGCAUGAGGGUGUUCCGGAAUUUGCAGAGUUUUCAGACAAGCCUGGCAGGAUCACCGCCAUCCUGGUUUUGGAGCGAGAUGAUGAUGAAAAGGUCACCAAGCACCAGAUCAUCAAGAAGGGCUUGGCACCAGGUGAGGACAAGUCACAAUGGAAAGAGCACAUGCUCUGCAAUCCUUGCGGCAUUUGGUUGUCUAAAUGGAAGGCACACCGGCCAUCGGAGAAGUGGGAGAAAGACAGAUCUCGUCUUAGUCAACAAAGACGGCCUCGGGGUGCUGGACGAGCUCCUAGGGCACCCAGGGUGAAGAAAUCAGAUUCGGCCAACCCACUGAACCCGACGUCUGAAGCUUAUUUCACGGACCCCAUCGGGCCUGAAGAUCGAGGCAUCUCGCCUAUAGAGGAGAGCAGAUCGCGCGGCAUCUCUCAGGUCAGCAAUAUCAACGAAGCGUCACAGCGAUCGGUCUCCCAGCUGUCAAUGUCUCAACCGCCCGACUGCCAGGGUUCACGGCCGGCUUCGCCUGGGAAUGCCUCCAACCCGGGGUCUACCCACUCUCGGGGAAGCGGUACGGCUAAGAGCCCAAUUACUCUUGACAAUACCGACGUGCAAGACAUGGGUGGUACCCGACGGCUGCUAUUCCCUUCGCCUCGAAAGGAAGGCGUUGCCAAGGUCUUGGGCGAGGUUGCCGUUAACAUCGUACAGACCGCGCCAGAACUGGACGCAUCGGCUCAAGUUGCCCAAAACAAAGACUUGGCCGACAAGAGCUCUAGCAAAGACGAGGCGCGCAAGGAAAUAGGGUCCAAUAAGGAGAACCUCGCUAUUCCUGACGAUGAUCUCGAAGACCUUUUCAGAAGUCCCAUUGCCCGUCCAUCGACGCCGCCUCCUCGGGAAAGGCCUGCUAAUAAUGGACCUUUCAAGACUCCUACUCGACCGACCCCUAGCCACCGACCUAUCACUAGAAGCGUCACUAGGAGUGUCUCGCGGUCGUUGAGGUCGGGCGACUUGCUUCGAUCUCCCAUGGCUACGCGACGCACACCUAUGCGGACUCCGCGGUCAGCUAAGGGCCAGAUUCGGAGGAGCCCCCGCCUGCACCAUGAAGAGUUUUCUCAGAUGGAACUAGCCUUGGAAGAAUACCUUCAAACUCAGCCUGUCGACCAUCAGUAUGAUUCCGAUAUGCUAGAGGCUAUGAACCGAGCAUUGGCGGAGUCUAUGAACGCCCCUGGUUCCAGUUUUGACAUCACCAGCAUGAUGCUGGACUCAGACUGUCAGCUCGAAUUCGGCGACCUGUUGGAUUCGCCAUCCAAGCCGACGCCACGACAUGCCCGGCAAACGAAUGAUUACGAGGACUGGGAGACGUGGGAAAAGAACAUGCGUGAGCGUCAGGCGGCAGAUGAUGCUUGA